GCUUUGGACUCCUGCUGCAAAGAAGUGCUGCAAGUUUAGCAGGUUUACUAUUGAGUUACUUCAUUUCAAAAGUUGGGAGUGAAAUGAGUGAACAGACAGAACCUGCGGAAAUCUCGGAGCAAAUGUUGGAUUUAGACGAGGACGAAGACCUGGAGGUUUUCAGUAAGAACACUUCCCUGGCAGAUGCAAGCUCCAUACCCCACUCUCCCAGCUCUAUGGUUAACCAGUAUAGGUUGGAGGACGAGGAGCAGCAGCAAAAUGCAAACACUAAAGACAUCUUCAUCACUGUUGACAAUCCCGAGAGCCAUAUCACUGCCAUUGAGACCUUCAUCAUGUACAGAGUUUUGACCAAGACUACACGAAGUGAGUUUGACUGCAGUGAGUACGAAGUACAUAGGCGUUACCAGGACUUCCUGUGGCUUCGAACCAGACUGGAAGAAAACUAUCCCACACUAAUUGUCCACCCUCUGCCAGAGAAGUUUAUAAUGAAAGGCAUGGUAGAGCGCUUCAACAAUGACUUUAUCGAGACCAGGAGGAAGGCUUUGCACCGCUUUCUCAACAAGAUCAGCGAGCAUCCCAUCUUGUCCUACAGCCCUCACUUCAAUAUCUUUCUCACUGCACAGGAGCUGGCAUCGCACCGGAAGCAGGGGCCAGGCUUCCUGAGCAGGAUGAGCGUGACCAUGAGGGCAGUGGCCAACUCCGUAAGAGGACUCAAGAGUAGACCAGACGAAUUUCUUCAAAUGCAAGAGUAUGUGGAGGAAUUUAGUAACAAAAUCUGCUCCGUGGACAAAGUCACCCAGAGAAUCAUCAAAGAACAGAAAGAAUACCUGGAUGAGCAGAAGCAGUACAGCCCCACCUAUUCCCAGUGGGCCGAGUCAGAAGAAGAUCUGGCAGAACCACUGAAAGGAAUUGCCAAUUGUGUGGAGAGGUGCAGCAAGGAAACAGAGGAGCAUGUCUACCACAUGUCUGAGGUCCUGGUCCCUGCCCUGCACGAGUACAUCCUCUGUACCGAGACCCUGAAGGCGGUGAUGAGAAGGAGGGACAACAUCCAGUCGGAGUUUGAGGCAAGAAACGAGGCUUUGUUGUCCAGAAAAACUGAUCAAGAUGGAGUUUGGGCUGUGUCUGCUGUGCUUGCAGCUGCAGCAGGAGGUGGAGGAGCUGGCGGAGCGGGUGGAGCAGGCCAACACCGCCCUGAGAGGAGACUGGUCCCGCUGGAGGGACGGCAUGAGAGCCGACCUCCGCUCAGCCUUCACCUCCGCCGCCCAGAGGAACGUGGAGUUCUACGAGAAGUGCCUGCCAGUCUGGGAGUCAUUCCUUCUGUCCCAAAGAGGAGAGUCCAUGGAGCAGCGAGAUGAUGGAAAUACUUCUUAACACGUUGACAUUUCUGUUUUCUUAGCUACAUGAAGCACACCCUGUGGUCUAGCCAUUAAAACCUCAACAUGUUUAAACUGCAGCAUGUUAGAAUCAAGCACACUUUCUAUUUGUCUUAGGUAAAUUGUUGUAUUCCAGUCUGCUAGUGUCCACUCAUGACCAAAGCUUAAGGCUCCUCUGCCAACACACUUCUGUUCUCAAGAGACAGUAACUGCACUAUAUGCACAUGACAUGGUAACAUUUUGAAACAUUUCUAUUUAUCUUAUGAUGAUUGAUUUGAUGUUACUUAGUACAUAUAGCUGCCACUUACUGAGGUAUCUACAGUGAAUUCCACAGCAUCAUUUAACAUGAAAACAAGAGAGCAGCGCUAAGACUGGAUGUGGGGGAUCGCUGUAGUCAAACAUCUCAGCACAGGUGCUUAUGACAAAACAUUCCUAAGAAAACUGAAUGACACUGACCGAACUGCAGACGUCUGUUCAACUGCAAGCUGUUUGGGGGAAAAAAAAAAAAAAGUACAACUAACCCUUUUGGUGCAAAAGUCAGGAGCAUCCUCUUGAGUAGUUAAAGAUUCAACAUGUAUAUAAUAUACACUAUAAUGGCAUAUGCAUUCAUGCAUAAACUACAAACAUUUUAGUUUGCUGUGCCUUUCAACCUGGACACAUUUAGUAACAUUUUGAAAAAGUACUAAUCACAAAGCUAAUCUAAAACAAACUCUACUGUUUUAUUGUCUGAACUUUCAAUAAAUAUGCCAAUGAAAUUUGUAGUUUUUUUUAUGUAUGUAUUUUCAAAAUCAACAACUAAAAAUAGAAAUGAAUGCUAAUGGUGUACACUUCAACUCUUCAAUCCAAUAAUACUUUAUUAAUCACUGAAGAGAUAUUGUAUACUGGCACACAAUGACAUUCUGUGCAUGAGACAUUUAUGAACUGUUGUUUGUCAUCAUGGUAACUAGAAAAGUCUGGAUAACAAGCAGGACUAAUUAUCCACUCUUUUUUUUCCUCCUUUUUCUGCUCAUAACAUAUCUUAAGAUGGGAAAAUUGUAGUACUUUGUACAUUUAUGCUUAAUCACUUAAGACCAUGUUUUCUUCCUCUUGAUUUUGUGUAGUACAUAAAAUGUAUGAAACAAUUCUGAAAUGUUGACCAAACACAGUAAUAAAGACGGACUUGGUGAUAAAUGUG
Messenger RNA from Cololabis saira (Pacific saury), 2547 nucleotides. It is a transcript of the gene snx7, whose product is annotated as sorting nexin 7. Gene Ontology annotation, molecular function: phosphatidylinositol binding. The transcript is spliced from 9 exons. The coding region runs from base 84 to 1355 and encodes 423 amino acids. NCBI's taxonomy places the organism in Eukaryota, Metazoa, Chordata, Actinopteri, Beloniformes, Belonidae. The record is from RefSeq and is a predicted model, not a curated record.